UCUUAAUUGAUUUGAGCAGGCCACGGGUCAACCAAGGUUUUCUGUGGGAACGUUGGCCGAUUUUUGCUGUUUUCAUUGGAAAUGAUUCGUCAAAGAGUAAAGUGAAAGUAUGAAGAAAUUUAUCGUAAGCCAAUUCUGUGUCUGUUUCUACCAAGACUGGAUCCCAAGAUGUGUUAAUAUAACUAACGUUAUGUGUUACGGUACAAGAGUUGGUAGUACUGUUACGUUAGUCACAACAGACAACAACGUGCUGAGAAUGAGUCUUACAAAUAAGCUUUAUUGGGCGUCUGGUUCGUGAAGUGUAACAAAUGAAAUCAGUAAGUCAACGUUUUUCCCAGGAAAGGAUAUCUGCAUUGUUGAGCUCCGAUCAAUUACUUGAGCUGAAAUUCUUUUUUUUAAUACCGUCUUCUCCGAAACACCCUGAAAUGUAAACAAUAGUGUUACUAUUGUGAGUAACCAGUUUUACCUAACUUCACUAUACUUUUCUAUAAGGAUACAUGAUUUGAUGUUGUUAUCAAGAACAAAACGCUCAUAUACUCGUAUACUAAGUUACUAAAAGUAAGAACUCGAGUCGUGACAGGUUAAGGUUACACAAGGGUCAUCGCGUGACAACAAGGGCAAAAGUGCAGAAAACUGUGGGGUAGAAGAGUAAAGCCAUGUGACACACGUGACGUGUGACAUGUUGUGUUCAGCUGAAGAUGAAUCAGUCUUGCGGCAGAGCACAGGCAAUGGCAGCUUAGGAACAUGGGGAGACCUCCUUAUAAUGGUGAGUGCAUUACGUUCGCUUACAAAAUCAGAAUAUAUUUCAACUGAUUGUAACGCAACCAAAUGUAUCAGGACCAGCGAGGACUGAUCGAUUUUGUGUGCAUAAAGAUGUGGUCUUUUAUAGAAAAUAGCAAUCUCUUCUGGAGGAAAAUAGUUUAAGAGUCACUUUAUGGAAUACGGCGCAUUUACAUUUCAUUAUUCCAGUUAUUUGCACAAUGAGCAUAUACGUUUCCCACGUCAGCGGUUGAACUUUUACCUCAAGUCAAGUCAAAGUGUAGAGUCAAAUUAACCAGUUAGAUAGCAUCUACAGGCAGUCCAAGGGUGUGGCACGGGCAGGUCAGCAUUGUGAGCUUGAAGAUCUCUAACGUUGUCAACAACUUUGUCUCACAGGUGGGAAUAUAUUUACUGUGUAGAUUAUAGGUGAAGAAAUGAAGGUUGUCUUCUGUCGAUGUGAACAGGGUUUGAAAAGCUUCAUACAUAGCAUGCAAGUUACUACAGAUAUGCGUAGCUGUUAGAAAACAUGUACCAAUGUCUCCUGAUUAAUAUCUAUCAUGAAAACGACAAAACCUUACCCUCGGGGAGUUCUUCUGCUUUUCAUAAUGGCGAUACGUUCGAUCCAAGUUAAGCUAUCUUGUUUUCAGUUUAGCGUAUUGGGGGAGAAUACAAAAUGUUAUGUGUCAAGGUGGUGUACAAAUUGGUGGAGGAAGACGUUGUAGUCCAACUUUGUCGCAGUAUGGCUGAAAAUACGUAGUUUCGGUUGUUACUAGAUGUGUUUACACAAUCUCUCGCUGGCUGGGUUUAACUUAAUGAGGGACGGUAACUAUCGGGCUAGGAGAGCGAUUUUAGUCAGGCCAUGGUUACUUACGACGUAGUUGAGUCAGACCGUACUUCAGACAAGCACCUUUGCCAAAAGCAUUGUGUUUUGAAGCUCGUUGUAUGAACUAUGCGGGAGUUCGCCAAAUUACGUCGCGCCUUGUCAAAAACGUAUUAAAGGGUCAGACAUGCAUUGCUCGUUUGCGAAAUUUCCGAUCACAUUUUGCUGCGUACUGAUACAAUGUUUUCUCUUUCAUAUAGAAAGAGCUGAGCACUGUGUACUAUCAUAUCGACGAAAUGCCCAAAGUGCGAUCCGUUAACAGCCCCCCGGACGGCGGGUGGGGUUGGAUGGUGGUCGCCAGCACAUUCUUCGUCAACAUGCUGACGAUUGGGAACAUGAAGUCUUUCGGAGUGUUCUACGCAGAGUUCCGGGAGGUUUUCCAGGAGAGUGCGGGGAUAACGUCAUUCAUCAGCUCUAUCCUAGGGGCUUCCGUCUUGAUGUUUUCUCCCUUCGCUGGUGCCUUGAGCAACCUGACCAGCUGCCGUACUGCGAUCAUGGCAGGGGGCGUCAUUUCCGCCGCCGGACUUGUCGUCAGCUACUUCGCACAGACGAUGGUACAACUGUUCUUCAGCGUGGGGAUCCUUACAGGAUUUGGCUUUUCCCUGAUGUUCUCACCAAGCCUGGCUAUGGUUGGACGCUACUUUGACAAGCGGCACGCCACAGCCAAUGGGAUCGGAGUAUGCGGAACGGGCAUCGGCAUUUUCGCGUUUCCUCCACUCUACCAGUUCCUCAUAGAUGAGUUCGGGUGGAGGGGUGCUUUACUGAUUGUCGCUGGCACAGCUUUGAACGGCUGCGUCUGCGGUGCCUUGAUGAGACCCUUACAUUUUAAAGAUGAUCGCAAAGAAGAAAAUGUCAACAUUGAAGCCCAGGGUAUUACUGACACAGAACCAAAGAAAAGACCCCAUCAUUUCUGUGAGAAAAUCAUGGAAUCAUUUGACGUGACCUUACUGAAACAUCGCCCCUUCCUCGUGUACUGCGUGUCGUUAUUCGCAAUCUCGCUGGGCAACUCCAUGAUUUUUGUGCACCUUGUAGCGCAUGCUCAAAACGUCGGGAUAGAGAAAACAGCAGCCGCCUUUAUCUUGUCAGUUUUGGGCAUCUCCGAGGCAGUGUCAAGACCUUUACACGGGUUGCUGUCGGACAAAAUAAACAUCAGUAAGGUCUACUACUACAUGGUUAACAACACGGGAAUGGCCGUACUCAACAUCGCCAUACCGUUCGGUAAAACGUACACAGAGCUCGUGGCGUGCAUGGUGCUGUACGGACUGUUCUCGGGAAGUUUCAACACACUCAUAGCCGUGAUGGUGCGGGAAUACAGCAGCGUUUCCCGGAUCUCCAGUGGGCUGGGCUGGGCGCUCGUCUUCGAAGGGGCUGCCUACCUGCUUGGUCCACCUAUUGCAGGAUGGCUAUAUGACGCAACAGGCAACUACGGCAUGUCCUUCUACGCGGCUGGCAUUUUCAUCCUUCUGUCUGUGCUUGUGCUUUUCAUCAUUCCGUGUUCAACAACAGGGAAAUCAUUAUCGCUUGUUUCUGGCGGGCGCAGUGAGCCCAAACAGAACGGAGUUGAGGCGGUGGCCUUCAGAAAUCUGGGGCGGGACGGUAGAGAAACUGUCAGGAUUGACUCAGGACAAAGUAACCCUGGUUUUGUAGUGAAUGCACUAACUUAGUGUGUGGCCCAAGAGUUAUAAAACGGAGAUGGGCACCACCUUACUUGUGUGAGACGGAUCUGUGUAACCGUCAAAAUGACAGUAUAAACAAAUACAUUGGGGUUUUCAUAUCGCUCUAUCUACCUACGCAUGACUCCUGUAAGUAAAUUGCAAUUCAGCUCACCAGCUGCAACGUUUUUACAAAAUAAAAUCAUUCAUUCAUCAUUCAUUCAUAUCACCAGUGGGAAAGUAUACAGGUAACUAUAUAAUGUAUAUAUAAAAGACAAGUAUGUACUAGCGGUAGAAGACAAAACCAUAGUUUAAGACAGUGCAUAUACCUUUAGUCACUUCUAUUGUAAUAUGGCCGUGCGCUCAUUGACAAAGAGGAAACAACAUGUUAUUAUUAGUCUUUGAAUAUUUAUGAUGAGAUCAUAUAGCUAGAAGGUGAAAGGUGUUUAAGAGAAAUCUGAUGUAAUGUAAA
Branchiostoma floridae (Florida lancelet) is the source of this 3763-nucleotide messenger RNA. RefSeq names its product monocarboxylate transporter 13-like. The coding region runs from base 1876 to 3303 and encodes 475 amino acids. Gene Ontology annotation, biological process: monocarboxylic acid transport; transmembrane transport. The record is from RefSeq and is a predicted model, not a curated record. Gene Ontology annotation, molecular function: monocarboxylic acid transmembrane transporter activity. The transcript has 4 exons. Lineage: Eukaryota; Metazoa; Chordata; Leptocardii; Amphioxiformes; Branchiostomatidae.